This is a messenger RNA of Phycodurus eques (leafy seadragon), 1421 nucleotides long. RefSeq names its product solute carrier family 16 member 7 (gene slc16a7). The transcript is spliced from 4 exons. Gene Ontology annotation, cellular component: membrane. NCBI's taxonomy places the organism in Eukaryota, Metazoa, Chordata, Actinopteri, Syngnathiformes, Syngnathidae. Gene Ontology annotation, biological process: monocarboxylic acid transport; transmembrane transport. The record is from RefSeq and is a predicted model, not a curated record. The coding region runs from base 15 to 1421 and encodes 468 amino acids. Gene Ontology annotation, molecular function: monocarboxylic acid transmembrane transporter activity.
CCGUUCAAUCCAACAUGCCGGCGAAAGCAGCAACCAAUCUGGGCUACAUUCCACCGGACGGAGGCUGGGGUUGGGCCGUCGUCUUCGCCUCCUUCAUCUCCAUAGGAUUCGCCUACGCCUUUCCCAAGUCGCUCACCAUCUACUACAAGGAGAUUCAGGAAUAUUUUUCCAUUUCCUACAGCCAGAUUGCCUGGGUGUCCUCUGUCAUGCUUGCCUCUAUGUAUGCAGCAGGGCCUGUGAGUAGCAUUCUUGUGAAUCGCUAUGGCAGCAGACCCGUGGUCAUAGUUGGCGGGCUCAUGGUUUCCUCUGCCAUGGUGCUCGCCUCUUUUGGAACAACUAUUGUCCAUCUGUAUCUCUGUGUUGGAGUAAUUGGAGGUUUUGGCCUAGCCUUCAAUCUGCAGCCUGCCCUGACCAUCAUCGGUACCUACUUCCACGUGAAGAGGCCGCUGGCAAACGGGCUGGCGAUGACAGGAAGUCCAGUGGUUCUCUUUACUCUUGCUCCGCUCAAUCAGUUUCUCUUUGAUUCUUUCGGCUGGAGAGGAAGCUUCCUGAUCCUUGGAGGCCUCGUUUUGAACUGCUGUGUUGCUGGUUCUCUGAUGAGGCCUGCCAACAAAAAAGUCCAAACUCAACUAAAAAGUGAGCCACAUGAGAGUAAUGGAGCAGAGGAAGUCCCCACAGAUAACCAACAAGCUGUAGAAAUCCAAAAUGAGAGUAAUAAAAAGGGCUGCAUGCAUAGUUUUAUAGAUGUUUCGCUCUUCAAACACAGGGGAUUCCUCAUUUACCUCAUCGGUAACGUGGUCAUGUUAUUUGGAUUUUUUGGACCUGUAGUUUUUCUAGCCCCCUACGCCAAACAUCUGGGUGUUGAUGAAUAUUCAGCAGCGUUCUUGCUGUCCAUCUUUGCUCUCGUGGACAUGUUUGUUAGACCAACAACUGGCUUGAUCGGCAAUACAAAGUGGAUCCGGCCCAAAAUCCAGUAUUUAUUCAGUUUUGCUGUUUCCUACAAUGGAGUGUGCCACCUUUUGUGCCCUCUGGCAUCUGGAUAUGUUGGCCUUGUCGUUUAUGCCGUGUUUUUCGGGAUGGCGUUCGGGAUGGUGUGUUCUUUGCUUUUCGAAGUGUUGAUGGACCUCGUGGGAGCGCAUCGCUUCUCCAGCGCAGUUGGACUUGUCACCAUUAUCGAGUGCGGCCCAGUGCUUCUCGGUCCUCCGCUUUCAGGAGCGCUGGUAGAUAUUUUUGGAGACUACAAGUACAUGUACUACGCAUGUGGUGUGUUGAUGCUGGUGCCAGGCAUAUUUUUCUUCAUCAUGCAUUACUACAACUACAAGAGGCUGGAUGAGGAGCAGAGGCAGCGCCCGUCUGCAGAGAUGAAGACGUGUGCAGAGGCUGUGCAGCUGAAAAUGAAUCAGGAUGAAGCACAGGAAUGA